CUUUGGGGGAAAUUCCGAACCACAACAACAUCUCUUGCUUCUAUCUCGUCUCCAUCAAUUCUAAUGUACCUUGCCGCCGUCGUUUAAAUUUUUUAUUGAAUCCCGGGAGACUAUAGAAAACCAAUCGAUUCAUCAUAUAUAUAUACCCCAAGAUGGCUAGCAUGCGAGCAGUCGCAACCCUGGCCAGGCCCGCCGCCGCCACUCUCCGCCCACAGACCCUCGCUGCCCUCAUACCAUCAUCAGCAUCAGCAUCGACAACGACCAGCAGUAGCGCCAUCAACACAUCCACAACUCCAUCCUCCCGGCUGCGCCGCUCAAUCCCCAGCCGCCGCCAGAUCUCGACGACAGCACCGCGGGCCUCUUCCCGCGCUCCCAAGCCCAAACACCCGGCAGGCUUCGUAGCGCCGGACCAGGCGGCGCUGGACGAGCUCCGCGCCUCGGUGCAGGAGUUCGUCCGGGCCGAGAUCCCCGAGGAGGUGGCAGCGCGCACCGACAAGGAGAACGAGUUCCCCGCCGACAUGUGGGGCAAGCUGGGUGACAUGGGUCUGCUGGGCGUGGCGGCCGAGGAGAGCGUCGGCGGGCUCGCCAUGGGCUACCAGGCGCACUGCAUCGUCAUGGAGGAGCUUUCCCGCGCGAGCGCCAGCAUCGCACUAAGCUACGCCGCGCACUCGCAGCUGUGCGUCAACCAGCUCCAGCUCAACGGCAACCCCGAGCAGAAGCAGCGCUUCAUGCCGGAUCUGAUUGCCGGCCGCAAGGUCGGCGCACUGGCCAUGAGCGAGAGCGGCUCCGGGUCAGACGUCGUCAGCAUGCGCACCCGCGCGACCCGCACGGCCGACGGGUCCGGCUGGCUGCUUAACGGCAGCAAGAUGUGGAUCACCAACGGGCCCGAUGCCGACGUGAUCAUCGUCUACGCCAAGAGCGACACCGAGUGCCAGCCAUCCAAGGGCAUCACGGCAUUCAUCGUCGAGCGCCAGCCGGGGCUGCAGUGCCUGCGCAAGUUGGACAAGAUGGGCAUGCGUGGCAGCAACACGGGUGAGCUUGUGCUUGAGAACGUCAUUGUGCCGGACGAGAACGUGCUCGGCGAAGUCAACGCAGGCGUCCGCGUCCUCAUGGAGGGUCUCGACCUCGAGCGUCUUGUCCUGAGUGCCGGUCCGCUCGGCAUCAUGCAGGCUGCCCUCGACGUCGCCCUUCCCUACGCCCACGCACGCCAGCAGUUUGGCCGCCCCAUCGCCGAGUUCCAGCUGGUCCAGGGCCGCCUUGCCGACAUGUACACCAAGCUGCAGGUAUCGAGGGCCUACACAUACGCCACCGCCAGGCGCAUCGACGAGUCGGGCGAGAUCAAAACCGCUGAUUGUGCGGGAGCCAUUCUAUACGCUGCUGAGCGCGCCACCGAGGUAGCCCUCGAUUGCAUUCAGGUCUUGGGUGGGAUGGGGUACACAGAGGAUAUGCCUGCCAGCCGGCUGUUGAGAGAUGCGAAGCUGUACGAGAUUGGCGCAGGCACCAGCGAAGUAAGGAGGAUGGUGAUCGGUCGUUACUUCAACAGGGAGUACUCGCUCAACCAAUGAGGGGGAGGUGAUUGUCAUGCACUGCUGUCCGGAGUAACCGGUGGACGCGCAAGGUUGCAAAAAUUCAGUGCUUCAAGCUCAGAAUGUAAGUAUACUUGGGAAGGUGUCAAAAGAACGAACCUGGGUAAAUCGGCCCAUUUCUCUCACAUAUAUAACAAGGACCGACCGGUGUGUUUUUGCGUAGCAAUAAUGUGAUAGAAAUAAGGUGUGGGCGGAACUCUCCAAUUAUGGGAAGCACUUCCCCGGAUCUCAGCUUCCGAACUGACGUACUCAACUUGUAUAGAAGAAUUAAGAGUACUUCUAUUAUGGUCUUCAGGUUGUCCAACCAAUGUUUUUCAAGAGUCUGCUUUUCAUCCAUGUAUUUCUGGUACGCUCCACUGAUUGCCGCCACCCACCAAGUGA
This is a messenger RNA of Pyricularia oryzae 70-15, 1967 nucleotides long. RefSeq names its product isovaleryl-CoA dehydrogenase 2. Gene Ontology annotation, molecular function: 3-methylbutanoyl-CoA dehydrogenase activity; flavin adenine dinucleotide binding. The record is from RefSeq and is a predicted model, not a curated record. Lineage: Eukaryota; Fungi; Ascomycota; Sordariomycetes; Magnaporthales; Pyriculariaceae. Gene Ontology annotation, biological process: L-leucine catabolic process. The transcript is spliced from 2 exons. The coding region runs from base 153 to 1565 and encodes 470 amino acids.